Suillus plorans is the source of this 720-nucleotide messenger RNA. RefSeq lists its product as uncharacterized. The transcript has 3 exons. Bases 131 to 508 code for a protein of 125 amino acids. The record is from RefSeq and is a predicted model, not a curated record. NCBI's taxonomy places the organism in Eukaryota, Fungi, Basidiomycota, Agaricomycetes, Boletales, Suillaceae.
CCAUAUAACACCAAACACGAGAUUGAUAGAAUCUCACCGCAUCCCCAGUCGUGCCUGAAGCAACUUGCAUAUAAGAGCGAUUGUCAAGCCAAAGAUUUUCCAGGCAACUGAAACAACUACACUUGCAACCAUGCUUCAUUUUACACUGGCCAUUUCCUUGCUGCUCGCGCUCGGCACUGGAGUUAGUGCAGAAUGCGAAGCCUGUCCUAAUUGCGAUUAUGAAAAUAUCAGUAUUCAGCAAGGGGAUGCAUGUCUUAACUACUGGACGUGCUCAGGUGAUACUAUCAGCUGCUAUUACCCCUCUGUUGCAAAUCCGGGAACGUGGAAUACCUGCUCAUAUGCUCCAGCGAAUGAUUGGGCACUCGUAUCUGGCCCCAGCGAUAUCUGUUUCCCGUAUGCGGGAAUCAACUCCAAAUGUCAACCUGGGAAUGACCCUUACAACCUUGGCAUCCCAGGCUGCACCGCUUCAUAUGGGCUUGUCGAUGAAGGCAACAGUCAGCUGUUAUAAAGUAAAUGAAUCGAGGAGUUAAGGAGCCUGGUGCGCAUGGGCUACCUUUGGAUGAAUCCAUGUCUUUCACUCAAGAGUUCAAGUUUAUACAAUUCUCCUACUUACUAUAUGGCAUAGCGAUGCUGAUCCGAUGGUCGGCGAACCUGUAUCUUUCGGAUUAAUAUCACAGGCAUGCAAAGCGUUACUCCCUCGCACAACUCAAAUAUGGGUUA